Messenger RNA from Calidris pugnax (ruff), 2814 nucleotides. It is a transcript of the gene EPCIP, whose product is annotated as chromosome unknown open reading frame, human C21orf62. The record is from RefSeq and is a predicted model, not a curated record. NCBI's taxonomy places the organism in Eukaryota, Metazoa, Chordata, Aves, Charadriiformes, Scolopacidae. Bases 68 to 742 code for a protein of 224 amino acids. The transcript has a single exon.
GUAAAGCCAAGUGAUAUAAUUCACUGAGUAAAAGGAGGAGACACUUGGCAGCUUGGCACCAGUACUAAUGAAGCCAAUAGCCUUCUCUGCUUUCUCCUUUUGGCUGGCUCUCAUUUUGGCUGGCUUCCUUGGCAUACGCAUCACUGGCAGUUUUGUGAGAAGUCAGAAGAACCAUACGCUAAUUUUCACUAAGGAAAACACAAUUCGCAACUGCAGCUGCUCAGUGGAUAUCCGUGAUUGUGAUUACUGCCUGGCAAACUUGAUGUGCAAUUGCAAAACGGUGCUGCCUUCUACCAUGGAAAAAACUACCUACAGUAACCACCUGACCAUUUGGUUCACAGACACUUCUGUGCUGGAGAUGCUCCUCAACUUCACGAGGGUGUGGGAUUUGAAGCUGUCCUUCUGUGGCACCACUCCUCUCCCGACAGAGUACUUGGCCAUUUGGGGACUUCGAAAACUCCGGGUCAAUAAGGUGAAGGGACGAUUUCCAGAGCAGAGUGUAACCAUCUCCAGUAGCAGCAACAACGAAAAAGAAGAUUCACUGGCGAUGCACAACAAAGACAGGCAAAUGCUUGUACAUAUUUCUUUUCUGGAUACCUCGCUUUUCAAUGGAUAUUCUUUGCUGAAAUCGUACAGUGUGGAAAACGUCUCCAGUAUCACAGAGCACUUUCCUAGCCUGCUGUACUCCGAUGUUUUCUCAACCUCAGAUAACAAGAGCUAUGUUGUAACAUUCAUUUACUGAGUUAUUUAACAUAUUCAGUAGUCAGAGGCAUGGCAACAGCCAAGAGAGAGAUGGGACUUAUUUAAGGCUGCUUGGUUUGGCCAGGAGGAUCUGUUAUGGGAUGGACACUUCUGACCAUGAUAGCACUCAUGCUAGGUGCUUAAAGUAAGACAGACUGAUCAGACUAAUUCCAUACCUGCUUUCUUAAAGAACAAAGAAAACGUGGAACGACUGUUUUAGAAAGCAUUGGUACAAAUUCAUUUUAUAUGUUGUAAACCAGGAAUUGAAACCUGCAGAUAAAUUUUGUUUUAACAUUGUGCCUCAGACAGAAAAAGACAUAACCAUGUACCUCCAGUUGUAGAAGAACCUGAGCCUCCUGGAGAAAAUCACUUGGGUUCUAACCCAAGUUAUGGCAGCCUGGGAGGUCUCCAGUCCAACCACCUGCCCCAAGCAGGGCCACCUCUGGGAUCAGACCAGGGUUUUCUGCGGUUGGGUCCCGAAAAUCCCCAAGGAUGGAGCCUGCACAACCUCAUUGGGCAACCUGUGCCACUGCCUGCCUGUCCUCAUGGGGAAACUUUUUUUCAUUUAUUAGCCCCAGCCUUCCCCUCUCCAGGCUGAGCAAGCCCAUUUCCUUCACACUCUUCUCACAGACACAAGCGCCAGCCCCUGACCAUCUUGGUGGCUCUCCACUGGACCACUUCAGAUGGUCCAUAUCCUUCUUCCACUCAGCAGAGGGGGUGGAGGGGUAGGGCGAAAAACUGCAUGCAGUACCCCCAGUGCAACCUCCUAAGUGCUGCGACAAGGGGAAUAAGCCCUUCCCUCCAACUACUGGCUGUGCCCCUGUCAAUACUGCUGUCAGGUUCAAGGGGUGCGAGGUGGCUACAGAUUACUCAAACUGGGAGUGCCGAGUUGGUCUUGCCCUCUGGUACUGGGUCAGAGCUGGCAACCCUCUGCUCAGGCUGGGUGACGCAGCCUCUUAUGAAAGCAGGGACAGGUUACAAAAGCAGGGACACAGCCUCCAACCUCAGCACAAAACUGAAGGUGUGUUUGGGGGAUUACCAGGAAGCUGUGUCCUCUGCCAAGCCACAGCACACAUUGUGAGAAAGCACUGGGCAAGAGGCCACCUGACAGUUGAGACACCAUGCUCACAAAGGUGUUUUUUUUUCCCAGAGAAAGGCCCGUCUCUUGCACAUUGAGUGUUCUGAUACCUGUGAUUUCCCCAAAUGCAGGGAAUUUGACUGCAUCUUUUGUGAUAAUGGCAAGCUCUGCUCAUGUUCUCCCCUUUAAGAAAGGAGAAAGACCCCAUCCAACGACUCUCAUCUGGUAAGGGAGGCAAGGCUUCUGACACAACGUGUAGCAAAUGAUUUUCAGACACGUUGGGGGAGAAAGACUGCCAGCCCCACAUCAGAACUAUUUAUAUAGCCCAAAGUCUGCUCCUUGCCCAUGUCUGCAGGAUUUGCAUUCCAUGAGACAUAAUUAAGGCCAGGAUCCAUCCAUACAGUACAAUAAAAACUUUGGAACAGCAGGUCCUAACAGUCUUGCAUUUGCUAGCAAUGGAUUCCAUGAAAUUGGUAUAAAAUAUAUGUACUGAAGGGAACAGCUAUCAAGAUUCUAAGGAACCAGUGAAUUUGCUUCAACAGCUUUAUAAAGGAAGACUUUUUCUGUAACUGUAAUCAAUGAUGGAGCAGUUUUGCUAGGAAGAAAAACAUAAUUUGUCAAAAUACUUAAAUACAUGCACACCUUCUAUUACUGUGAGCUUUCCCACCAAAACCAACAAUGCAGUAACUAUUGAAUUAAUGGAGUCUAUUUGCAAUUGCAAAUUAACAGAUUUAAGCACAUGAGUGUUUGAAGGCUGGGGAUUGAACUCAAUUUAACUUAACUAGAGAACUAUUAAAUCAGCUGCUGUAAAAACGCUGUUUCCUUUGUCAGCACCUCGGCAGCAAACUGUAAGCCUUCUCCCCAAAUCACAAAUAUUUCUAGUGAUACCUCUCACAAUUGUGUCACAGGUUACAAAAUGGUUAGGAGCUGGAGCUGGGCUGGCAGAAAUUGGGAGUGGAGUGUGCGUGUGUUCUGAGCACAUUACAUGCCUGGAA